This is a messenger RNA of Lodderomyces margitis, 771 nucleotides long. It is a transcript of the gene EAF6, whose product is annotated as Eaf6p. The record is from RefSeq and is a predicted model, not a curated record. The transcript has a single exon. NCBI's taxonomy places the organism in Eukaryota, Fungi, Ascomycota, Pichiomycetes, Serinales, Debaryomycetaceae. Bases 1 to 771 code for a protein of 256 amino acids. Gene Ontology annotation, cellular component: NuA4 histone acetyltransferase complex.
AUGGCCAGUGACGAAACCAAAGAGGCAAAAAGCCUGCUGCAGAAACCAGAUUCAACAGAAGAUAAGCCUUCCGAAACACCCAAAGUCUCAUCGCUGCCGACUAAGACGGGCAGCACGGCGGACCAGUCGAAAUCACCACAGAAAAACAACAACAAUAACAGUAGCACCAAUGCACACAGCAGUCAAUCGAAAGCAUCGACACCAUCAUCAACUAAACUGGGCAAAUCAUCAGCCAGCAUAGAGAAGUACAACGAGCUCAAAAAGAAACUCACCCAACAAAUACUCAAAAAACAAGAAAUAACCAAUAAAUUAUCCAAGUUGGAAGACACGAUAUAUCAAAAGGAGUCCGAUUACUUUGAAGAAAGUUACUCAGGUAACAUAGUUAAAGGGUUUGAAAAUUUUUCCAAGUCGAGUGGUGGUGGAUCAGGAGGAAGUGGAGGUGGAUCAGGCACUUCGGGAUUUAGAAGAAAAAUGGUAUACACUGAAGAUGAUCACAUAUUCAGUCUAAGUUCAAUUAAUUUUGUGAAAAAUAUGGUCAAGAGGCAUGGCCCCGGUUACGCAAACGGAUCAAUAGGGAAUGGAACUGCUUCUUCUAUUAUCAAUUCUAAAGAUGAUUUCGAUGAUUACGAAGAUUCAGUCGAUCCGACGACGGCGAAUAUGGGGAUCAAACUGAACAAUACAGCUGCUGCUGCUGCAUCAGAAAACAAGAGUGAAACAAGUAGGUCAAGCACGCCUUCAAGAAAGAGAAAGGCGAGAACGAUAGAAGAUUGA